CUCUUAUCGAUAUCUGACCGCUGGACGGACGAAUAUCAACGUCCAUCAUCCAUCUCUCCUCUAUUGCCCUCCUCCCUCCCUCCCUCCCCUCCUCUACACCAUUAUUAUUCCCAAUCGCAUAUAGUACUAUAUCUCUUGACUUUUUAUGCAGUAAUUAUUACUAUCGCAAUUGGAACCCUACAUGUCGCAAUAAAGCACUAUCUGCAUCCUACCUUUUUGUUGUUGUACAUAAAAACACGUCCCUCGGCAUAUCUACAACAUGUCCUACUACACCUCCGACCCAUCCACCUUUCCCUCCCCCGUCGACCUCUCCCACCACCUCUCCCGCAGCACCAAAGCUCGAGAGGCUUCCAGUGUCAAGAAGUUCUACAAGUACUUCACCAUCCCUGGCAUUGCCCAGCUCGCCGGCGGCCUCCCAAACGACCACUAUUUUCCCUUCGACACUCUCGAGGCCAAAGUCGCUCACCCGGAUCGCUGGAAGCCCACGCCAAACAAACCUGUGGACCCAUCUGCUACGAAAGCCCCUUCAACCUCGACCUCCUCCAAGGAUGACCCGCCAUCAUCACGGGUGGUCGUGCCCCACGACUCCGGCAACAAGGACCCAUUGCGCAUGAUCGACCUCAAAUCCGCCCUCCAGUACGGCACCUCCCAAGGCUACCCAUCCCUCUACUACUUCAUCCGGCAAUUCACGCGCGAGAACCUCCACCCGUUCGUCCCCUACAAAGACGGCCCCGAAAUCAUCCUCACGUGCGGCUCCACGGACGGCUUCAGCAAGGCGAUCCAAGCCCUCAGCAACGAAUGGUUCGAAGGCUACGACCACGUCUCCGAGCGACCCGGGCUCCUCGUCGAAGAAUACUGCUACAUGAACGCCGUCCAGACCGCAAAGCCCCGCGGCGUCAACAUCGUCUCCGUCGCCGUCGACUCGGAAGGCAUGGUGGCCCACGGCCCAGGCGGUCUUGCCUCCGUCCUCGAGAACUGGGACUUCUCGCGCGGUCGCCGCCCACACAUGAUGUACACCGUCACGAUCGGCCAGAACCCGACCUCAGGAACCCUCGGCGUACCCCGGCGCAAAGAAAUCUACGCCCUCUGCAUGAAAUACGACAUCAUCAUCAUCGAAGACGACCCCUACUGGUACCUACAAUUCCCGUCCUCCACCACACCAUCCACGCCCUCCGCCCCGAAACCCACCAAAUCCUCCGGCUUCGACUUCCUCGACUCCCUCAUCCCCUCCUACCUCUCCAUCGACCACCAAGGCCGCGUCCUCCGCCUCGACACAUUCUCGAAGACCGCGGCGCCAGGCUGCCGCCUCGGCUGGAUAACCGCACAGCCCGCGCUCGUGGAACGCAUCCUCCGCAUCUCCGAAACGACAACCCAGCAACCCUCCGGCUUCGUGCAGUCCAUGGUCGCUGAACUCAUCAUGGGCCCGCAGUCGUCGUCCGAUCCGGGCAGGGGCGGCGCGUCCGACGGCAGCGGGUGGAAAGUCGACGGCUGGGUGCGUUGGCUCGAGGGGCUCAGGGGCAACUACGAGCGCAGGAUGGGCGAUAUGUGCGAUGUUUUGGCCAAGGGGAAACAUCUCGUUAAGGCGGGGCGUCGCGCGUCGCUGGCUGCCAUUGUCGCGGACGACGGGGGCGAGGAGGAGUGGAGUGUUGUCGAAACCACACAGAUAUUCGAUUUUGUCCGCCCGCUUGGUGGCAUGUUCGUCUGGGUUAGGUUCGACUUCUCGACGCAUCCGUUGAGGAGGCAGGUCGACGCGCGGCGGCUGUCGCAGGCGCUGUGGGUGUUUUGGACCAAGAAGCCGUAUUUGUGUCUUGUUGCGCCGGGGAGUAUGUUCGCGGCGACGGAGGAGGUGAAUGAGAGGGAUGCGUUUAAUUGCGUUAGGCUGUGCUUUGCGGCGUGUCCUGAGGACGAGGUGAGGGGCAUCACGGGGAGGUUUGUGGACGGCGCGCAGGCAUUUUGGAGGAUCAAGAGCGUGGAGAGGAUUGAUAAGUUGUUGGAGGAUGACGAGGGGAUGGCCGCCGCCGGUUUGGAUGCGGCGGGUCUUGUGUCGUUGACGGGCAUGUGCUAAAUCACCAUCUAUCCAUCUACAUACAUAUAUUGCUCACAUAUACGCCAUACAUAUACACAGUUUUCCAACCACAAAUCUAUCUAUCUACCUCCCACCCUUCCUCUCCCCAAGAAUCCCAUCAGCAAUCUUCUCCGCAACCGCAUAAACACUCGCCGAAAGAUGCCCACUCAGCUGCGCGGGCAGCGUCCCCGCAUCCACGACCCUCACAUUGCUUACCCCGUACACCCUCCCCCCCGCAUCCACCACGCCGUUCAGCUCCCGCGGCAUCAUCGCGCACGUCGCCAC
Molecule: messenger RNA, 2350 nt
Organism: Aaosphaeria arxii CBS 175.79
Lineage: Eukaryota; Fungi; Ascomycota; Dothideomycetes; Pleosporales
Product: aromatic amino acid aminotransferase 1
Exons: 2
Coding region: 260-2065 (601 amino acids)
Biological process (GO): biosynthetic process
Molecular function (GO): pyridoxal phosphate binding; transaminase activity
Source: RefSeq, a predicted model, not a curated record